Messenger RNA from Knipowitschia caucasica, 246 nucleotides. Lineage: Eukaryota; Metazoa; Chordata; Actinopteri; Gobiiformes; Gobiidae. The record is from the annotation of a GenBank genome assembly.
AUGGUGAAGAGAAACGCUCCACACAGCAGCACCAGGAUCCACUACGUCUCUUCCCCUCCAGCACGCACGCACGCACACGCCGACCCCACAGCAGAGAGAACAGAGACAUGCCACCAGCGAGCGCCUAGUCCCCGGUCCACGCUCCACACGCACGGGUGCAGACUGAGAUUCAAACUCUUUGUGGAUCGAGUUGAAUGUGACAUCGCUCCGACACAGAAGGCGCGGAAUCAAAAGCCAUCAACAUGA